Molecule: messenger RNA, 3479 nt
Organism: Heterocephalus glaber (naked mole-rat)
Lineage: Eukaryota; Metazoa; Chordata; Mammalia; Rodentia; Bathyergidae
Biological process (GO): regulation of transcription by RNA polymerase II
Molecular function (GO): RNA polymerase II cis-regulatory region sequence-specific DNA binding; DNA-binding transcription factor activity, RNA polymerase II-specific
Source: RefSeq, a predicted model, not a curated record
AGGGAGGAGUGGACUUCCUGUGUCAUGGCGCUGGUGCUUUACUGAGAGUCCCCCGCUGAUAGACCAUCUUUUUUUGUGUGUGACCCCUACACACUGCAGGCUGCAUUCACAGGAUCCUCGGAGACCCUCAAGCCACGCAAUGGACCCAGUGACCUUUGAGGAUGUAGAUGUGAACUUCACGAUAGAGGAGUGGGCUUUGCUGAAUCCAUCCCAAAAGAAGCUCUACAGAGAUGUGAUGUGGGAAACAUUUGAGAAUAUGACUGUUAUAGGAAGAACCUGGGAUAACCAGCAAAUUGAACGAAUGUACAAAAAUUGCUCAAGGAAUCUAAGAAAUGAAGAGGUAGAAAAUUACUAUCAACGUAAAGGUUGGAAACAACAGGAAGAAAUAUCCCUUUGGACACCAGAUGCUAAUGGGGACAGGCAACAAGCUCCUUUACCUGACAGCCUUGCUUGUAAAACGCCCCUGAUUGGGCAUUUGACCCUAAAUGUGCCCAUUAUAGCUCACACUGGACUGAAGUCAGAUGACUAUUUGGGAUUUGAGGAGAAACUAUAUAAAUGUAAUGAUCAUGGAAAAACCUGCAGUGAUUUCCAGUCCUUUCAGAAGCAUACAAGGACAAAGACUGGAGAGAAACCCUAUCAAUUUGAGCAAUGUGCAAAAGCUUACUCUGACCUUAGUGAAAGACCUCAACCUGGAGAGAAAACCUCUGUAGGUAAGAAAAGUGUGAAAGCCUCCAGCAUACCCAGUGGUGUUCAAAUCCAUAACAGAAAGCACAGUGAGGGGAAUCCAUUUGUAUGCAAACAAUGUGGGAAAGCUUUUUUUUCUUCAUACCAUAUUCAAAUACAUGAAAGAAAACAUGCUGGGGAGAAGGCCUAUGUAUCUAAGGAAUGUGUGAAAGCAUUAGCUCAUAGUAAUUCCUUUCAUAGACUUAAAAGUAUUCACACUGUGGUGAAACCUUAUGUACGUAAACAGUCUGGAAAAGCAUUUAUUGUACAAAGUAAUCUUCCAUGUGAGAAAUGCUAUGUGUGUAAGCAAUGUGGAAAAGAAUUCACUGAUAAAUCCACAUAUCAUAGACAUACGAGAUCACACACUGGUGAGAAACCCUAUGUAUGUAAGCAAUGUGGGAAAGCAUUCCGCACACACAGUCAUUGUCAAAGACAUGAAAGUAGUCACACUGGGAAGAAACCCUAUGUAUGUAAACAUUGUGGAAAAGCAUUCACUACACAGAGUUGUUAUGAAAUACAUGAAAGAAGUCACACUGGUGACAAACCUUAUGUAUGUAAGCAAUGUGGAAAAGGAUUUACUAAUAAAUCCACAUAUCAAAGACAUACAAGAUCCCACACUGGUGAGAAACCCUAUAUAUGUAAGAAAUGUGGGAAAGCAUUCAACAGACAAAGUCACUGUCAAAGACAUGAAAGAAUUCACACUGGGGAGAGACCCUAUGUAUGCAAACAAUGUGGGAAAGCAUUCACUACACACAGUUAUUUUCAAAUACAUGAAAGAACUCACACUGGGGAGAAACCCUAUGUAUGUAAGCAGUGUGGGAAAUCUUUCAGCCAACAGACUAACUGUCAUGUACAUGAAAGAAUUCACACUGGGGAGAAACCAUAUGUAUGUAAGCAGUGUGGAAAAGGAUUUGCUGAUAAGUCCACAUUUCGUAGACAUAGAAGAUCCCACACUGGUGAGAAACCUUAUGUAUGUAAGCAGUGUGGGAAAGCAUUCAGCACACUCAGUCAUUGUCGAAGACAUGAAAGUAUUCACAAUGGAGAAAAACCCUAUAUAUGUAAACAGUGUGGGAAAACAUACACUACACAACAUUAUUUUCAAAAACAUGAAAGAGGUCAUACUGAGGAGAAACUUUAUGUGUAUCAGUAAUAUGAGAAAUCUUCAACCAGCAGAGUACUGGUCAAACGUGAAGGAAUUCACACUGGGAAGAAGCUCUAUGUAUGUAAGCAAUGUGGGAAAGUAUUUUGUAUACAAAAGUGCCAUCAAAUACGAAAGAAAGCACACUGGGGCAAACUAUCUAAGCAGUGUGGGAAAAGAUUUGAUGUAGGCUCUUCAUUUAUUAGACAGAAUUCACUGGGGAGUAACUAUGUAUGUAAGGAAUAUGGGAAAAAAUUCAGCUGAUACAGUAUCAAAUACAUGAAUGAGGUCACACUGAGGAGAAAGUGUAUGAAAGCAAUGUGGGAAAGCAUUUGGCAUAGACGGGUAUUGUCAAAUGCAUGAAAGAAGUCACAUUGAGAAGAAAACCUGUAUAUGUAAACCUAUUUUGAAAAUCCUGUGAGAAUUACUCAUGUAGUGGAAACUGUAGAAAUAAUAUGAACAUUUUGAUAUCGAUAUUUCUUCAUUAAUUUUCUAGAAAAUACACUCCCAGAUGGAGAUAUCCUAAAGUGCAUUCAUUCUGUGUUUUUCAGUAAAUCACUUGUAAAUAUUUGAACUAUGUAUCUGUGGUCUUUAGUAUAAAAAAAAUUGAGCUGACAUAAUCAUAUAUUUUGGUGUAUGCCAGUGUCUUUGAGCAUAACAUAGUGUCUCCUAAUUAAACAAGGUUAAUUGAAGUGUAUUUUUCAGUUCCAAGUAGGGUUAGUAUUUAUGUAGUAUUUAUUUUGUUUUGUUUUUACAAUUGGGAGGAAUAGAUCACUAAAAAGUAAAUUGUGUUAAUUGUGGGUUUUUUGUGUUUGGGGGUUUUUUUUGGUACCUGAGAUUGAACUCAGGUCCUUGUGCUUUCAAGGCAGGCAGGCAGUGGAACCACUGAGCUAAAUCCCCGCCCCCCAGUUGUGUUUUAAUUGUUAGGAUUUCCCACUAGCUUUAAUUUAAAUUUUGUUGGUGUAUACACUCCAUAUCCUGUGUAAUAAUAAAUUUUUAAAUUUGAUAUAUUUUAUAGAGAGAGGCUUGUGAACGUGUUUUUGACAAAUGUUGUUUUCACACAACUUGUAUAUUAGCAAUAUUGUAUUUUUCAUAUCCUGACAAAACACUUGCAUAUAUCUCAAAAUAAUUGUAUAUUAUAUCAAGUACAUUAUUUUGCCUGGUUGCCUUCAUGUUGGAGUCAAUAUUAUGAUUUUCAUAAAACUUUUACUUACCAUCAAAAUCUUAUUUUUAUGCCUAAAUGAUGAUGACUUUUAAUUUUGUGGUAAUUUUCCAACACCUGAUCUAAAAAUAAACCAUACUGUUGUGAAUGUCUGAUUGCCACAGGUCAGCAAGAACAUAACUUGUUUGAAAAUGGAUAUCGUGAAUUGUAGUAAUAAAUCUCUCCAAAAGGUAUAAGUGAUGGAAUGAUUUAUCAGUAACAACAUUAUCAAAGAAAUUUUUGUUCACAGUGAAGUUGUUUUGGGAAGGAUAAUUAUUGGUUGUGGUGAGGCAAAUGCCUUUACUCUAUUCCUUGAUGCUGGGAUUGACAUUCUCUUUGGUAAUCAAUAACUAAGAAGAUGAAAAAAGGCCAUGAAGGAAAAGAAACAGUAAGUUUAAUAAAAAGGAAAUUUACCAC